CAAAGCGCUCACGUUCCCCGACGCCGCACGGACAAAAAACACCUCCAACUCCACUUCAAUGUAAAAGCCCCCCGCGCUAUUAAGCGAACAAAAGACGUCUCGCGUGCAUGUGUGUUUUGUUUUAUUUCUUUUUCCCGCCCCCCCUCUUCUCCUUCUUGUUGUCAUUAUAACGGAAUAACGCGACACAGGAGAGCUCCCUAUCGAUAAGUGUUAUGAGGCGACCAUGAGUAGCGCAGAAGACAGCGGGAGCAAGGGCUCGACGGGGCCCAUUUCCAGCUUCACCAUCCGAUCCAUCCUGGGCACGCCGCCGUCCGAGGCGCCCCCGACCCCAACCGCGGCCCCGCACCCUCACCCUCACCCGCCGCCACCUUCGCUGCUGCUACCGCCGCGCUCCGGUAGCAAGGAACUCGCCAAGGGACUAGUGGCGACGCGGAGGAGGACGCUGUCCGUGUCCUCCGAGGAGGAGUGCAGCGGCGGCGAAGACGCGGCGGACUGCUUCUGCUCCGAGCCGGCCCGCCGACACGCGCGCGGACAGCACCGGCAGCAUAACGCCUUCUCGUGCUUAGGUCCCGCCAAGGGGCUCCUGUCUGUCAACGAGGGUCUGGCGAGGAGGCCGCCCCUCCUGCACGACUACAACAAGGAGGAGGAGCAGGAGCGAGCCUUGCUGUCCCCCUUGUCGGAGGAGCGGCAGUCGGACGGGGCCGACAAGCACCCGCAGGGCUCCUCGGCCAAGAAGAAGACGCGCACCGUGUUCUCUCGCAGCCAGGUGUACCAGCUGGAGUCCACGUUCGACAUGAAGCGCUACCUGAGCAGCUCGGAGCGCGCCUGCCUGGCGUCCAGCCUGCAGCUGACAGAAACGCAGGUCAAGACGUGGUUUCAGAACCGCAGGAACAAAUGGAAGCGGCAGCUCUCGGUCGAGCUGGAGGCGGCCAACAUGGCGCACGCGUCGGCGCAGACUCUCGUGGGCAUGCCGCUGGUUUUCCGGGAGAACUCCUUGCUGCGCGUCCCCGUACCACGUUCCAUCGCCUUCCCCACGCCACUCUACUACCCCGGGAGCAACCUGCCCGCCCUGCCUUUAUACAACCUGUACAAUAAGGUUGACUAUUGAUACGGACGCACACCUUCUGGUUCCGAUAGCCCUGCAGGGGUGUCCAAACUUUUCCGUCCGAGGCCCACUUUGACAUUAAUUUAUUAAACACAUUAAAGCCAACCCAUCGAGAGAUUAGAUAUUGUUUAUAUACUGUAUUAUGGUUGUUUCUGAAAAAAUGCCACAAUUUCUGUUAAAUGUGAUGAGGCCAUUUUUUGGGGGGGGCUUGAACGGAUUAAUGGCAUUUUCAUUCAUUUCAAUGGGGGAGUA
This is a messenger RNA of Hippocampus comes (tiger tail seahorse), 1357 nucleotides long. It is a transcript of the gene hmx2, whose product is annotated as H6 family homeobox 2. Bases 224 to 1108 code for a protein of 294 amino acids. The record is from RefSeq and is a predicted model, not a curated record. Gene Ontology annotation, molecular function: RNA polymerase II transcription regulatory region sequence-specific DNA binding; DNA-binding transcription factor activity, RNA polymerase II-specific. Gene Ontology annotation, biological process: regulation of transcription by RNA polymerase II. NCBI's taxonomy places the organism in Eukaryota, Metazoa, Chordata, Actinopteri, Syngnathiformes, Syngnathidae. The transcript is spliced from 2 exons. Gene Ontology annotation, cellular component: nucleus.